Molecule: messenger RNA, 1012 nt
Organism: Microbotryum saponariae
Lineage: Eukaryota; Fungi; Basidiomycota; Microbotryomycetes; Microbotryales; Microbotryaceae
Source: the annotation of a GenBank genome assembly
AUGUCCAACGCUGUCCCCGCCGACGCCGCUGAAGGGUCGACCCGGUCCCGCUCUACUUCAGCUUCGCCACCACCUCAACUCGACCCGGCCACAUUAGCCAUCCUCGCUGGAUUCCUUCACGAAAAGGACGAGGCAGAUCGACAGUUUCAAGAGUUGUCCGAGCGCGUAGACAAGCGCAGGAAAGCCGCCCGAGCCGCCGGUGAGGACGGCGAGGACGGCGAGGACGCUCAGGGGCACAGUGCGGACCACGGGGAGGAAGCCGACAAGGCACCGAUGAUGACUGUGGACGAGUUUCGGAGGCUCUUUGGUGAAGAUUGGCAACUGUCGCAAUUCUGGUUUGUUUUCGAACCUGGCCACCAAGAAGCGCGUCGGGGCCUUCAAAUCUGACAUCCAGAACUGUGCGAAAACUCGCCCUUUCCACCGUCGGGCAUCGUAGGUACUCCCAAGCGUUUGCGACCACACUGGCCCAUUAUAUCCGGUCCUUGUGCCCUUCAACAUCAACCCGCGUCGCCUUCUUGUGCUGUCCGACAGGAUACGUCGGCUUUCAACACACGAAUCCUCUUCCUCGGACCUUGCUGCUCGAAUACGACAAGCGCUUCGAGCUGCUCGACCCGGACCAAUUCGUGCAUUACGAUAUCGAUGAGCCAGAAGAUGUUCCGGAAGGUAUCAAAGGCACGGUCGAUAUCGCCAUUUGUGAUCCACCGUUCUUGAACGAGGUCGGUCUCGCGGUCUUUCUCUCGACGAAAACUCUAGUUUUCCCGAGCUCAUCCUCUCCAUUUCUUAACGAAACUGAACCCCAUAGGUAACAAAUCGAAAACUGGCCAAGACUCUCAAGCAGAUCUUGAAACCCGAUAGCAAACUUCUUCUCUUGACAUCCACAUCAGUGGAGCAUCUGUUCGAUCAGAUUUACACCGAGGCACCCUUGGGUCCUUUGAUCAAGACAGAUAUCCAGGUUGGGCAUGCUGGAGGGAUACAGAACAACUUUGGAGUGUGGAGGAACUGGUCGGAUUAG